Messenger RNA from Budorcas taxicolor (takin), 1845 nucleotides. RefSeq names its product keratin 1 (gene KRT1). Bases 1 to 1845 code for a protein of 614 amino acids. Gene Ontology annotation, cellular component: keratin filament. Gene Ontology annotation, biological process: keratinization; intermediate filament organization. Gene Ontology annotation, molecular function: structural constituent of skin epidermis. NCBI's taxonomy places the organism in Eukaryota, Metazoa, Chordata, Mammalia, Artiodactyla, Bovidae. The transcript is spliced from 9 exons. The record is from RefSeq and is a predicted model, not a curated record.
AUGAGUCGACACUUUAGCUCCAGGUCCGGGUACCGUUGUGGCGGUGGAGGAGGGGGCUUCAGCUCUGGCUCUGCAGGGGUGGUCAGCUACCAGCGCAGGUCCACCAGCAGCUCUGUGCGCCGCAGCGGGGGAGGCGGUGGGAGAUUUUCUGGUGGAGUGUGUGGCGGUGGUGCUGGUGGUGGUUUUGGAAGCCGAAGUCUCAUUAACCUUGGUGGCAGCAAAAGCAUCUCUAUUAGUGUGGCUGGAGGAGGUGGACGUGGCGGUUUCGGUGGUGGUUAUGGCGGCGGUUAUGGCGGUGGUGGCUUUGGGGGUGGCGGUUUCGGUGGUGGUGGCUUUGGGGGAGGCGGUUUUGGAAGUGGUGGCAUUGGGGGUGGCUUUGGGGGUGGUGGUUUUGGUGGAGGUGGUUUUGGUGGGGGCGGUUUUCCUGUCUGCCCUGGUGGCAUACAGGAAGUCACCAUCAACCAGAGCCUUCUGCAACCCCUCAAUGUGGAAAUUGAUCCUGAGAUCCAAAAAAUAAAGAGUCAAGAAAGGGAGCAGAUCAAAUCCCUCAACAACCGGUUUGCCUCCUUCAUUGACAAGGUGAGGUUCCUGGAGCAGCAGAACCAGGUGCUGCAAACAAAAUGGGAACUGCUGCAGCAGAUAAACACCUCCACCAGGACCUACAGCUUAGAGCCCUUCUUUGAGGCAUACAUCAGCAAUCUCAGAAGGAACGUGGACCAACUGAAGAGCGACCGAUCUCGGCUGGAUUCAGAGUUGAAGAACAUGCAAGAUCUGGUGGAAGAUUACAGGAGCAAGUACGAGGAUGAGAUCAACAAGAGGACAAAUGCAGAGAAUGAGUUUGUGGGCAUCAAGAAGGAUGUGGACGCUGCUUACAUCACCAAGGUGGACCUUCAAGCCAAAUUUGACAACUUGCUUCAGGAAAUUGAUUUCUUCAAAACACUCUUCCAAGCAGAGCUCUCUCAGAUGCAGACUCAUAUCAGCGAUACCAAUGUUAUCCUUUCCAUGGACAACAACCGCAAUCUGGACCUGAAUAGCAUCAUUGAUGAAGUCAAAAACCAAUAUGAAGAGAUUGCCCAGAGGAGCAAGGCUGAGGCUGAGGCCCUGUACCAGACCAAGUAUGAAGAGCUCCAGAUCACUGCUGGGCAACAUGGAGACAGCUUGAAAAAUACAAAGAUGGAGAUUUCUGAGUUGAAUCGGGUGAUCCAAAGACUUAGAUCUGAGAUCGACAGUGUCAAGAAGCAGAUCUCUUCACUGCAACAGGCCAUUAGUGAUGCUGAGCAACGUGGUGAGAACGCCAUUAAGGAUGCCCAGAACAAGCUGAAUGAGCUGGAGGAUGCCCUGCAGAAGGCCAAGGAGGACAUGGCCCGCCUGCUGCGUGACUACCAGGAACUGAUGAACACCAAGCUGGCCCUGGAUGUGGAGAUUGCCACCUAUAGGACCCUCCUGGAAGGAGAGGAAAGCAGGAUGUCUGGAGAGUGUGUCCCGAACGUGAGUGUGUCUGUGAGCACCAGUCACACCAGCAUCAGUGGCGGCGGUGGCCGAGGAGGCGGUGGUUUUAGCUCCGGUGGCGGCGGCUACAGUUCUGGAGGCGGCGGCGGCUAUGGCUCUGGAGGCGGCGGCGGCUACGGCUCUGGCGGUGGCAGCAGCUACGGCUCCAGAGGCGGCGGCAGCUACGGCUCUGGAGGCGGCAGCAGUGGGAGCCGGAGAGGCGGCUCUGGAGGCGGCGGUGGCGGCUCUGGAGGCAGCUUCAGCUCCUCGGGAGGUCGGGCAUCCAGCACCAAGACCUCCGGUGGCAGUUCCAGCGUGAAGUUUGUUUCCACCAGCUAUUCCAGAGGGACCAGAUAA